Messenger RNA from Lytechinus variegatus (green sea urchin), 8540 nucleotides. Its product is annotated as DNA-directed RNA polymerase II subunit RPB1-like. Lineage: Eukaryota; Metazoa; Echinodermata; Echinoidea; Temnopleuroida; Toxopneustidae. Gene Ontology annotation, molecular function: DNA binding. The record is from RefSeq and is a predicted model, not a curated record. Gene Ontology annotation, cellular component: RNA polymerase II, core complex. Gene Ontology annotation, biological process: transcription by RNA polymerase II. The transcript is spliced from 27 exons. Bases 195 to 5960 code for a protein of 1921 amino acids.
AAAUCCUAAGUUGCGCUGGAAAGCGCUUCGGCCGAUUACACUCAGCCAUGCCAGAAUGCCACUGAUUCUCUCCCAAUUGUUUACAUAUUUCAUAUAACCAAUGUGUUGAUUUUCUGUACAGUAUUAACAGGUGGAUUUACGGACAUCAUCAGGAAUUCUAACUUAGUGUUUGAUAUAAAUCCAUCGCAGGAAAAAUGGCGACUCUACUGUAUCACGAUUCCAAAGCGCCGAUGCGAAAUGUCAGACGUGUGCAGUUUGGUGUUCUCAGCCCAGACGAAGUGAGGCGGAUGUCUGUGACGGAAGGUGGUAUCCGCUACUCUGAGGUAAUGGAAGCUGGCAAGCCCAAGCUCGGUGGAUUGAUGGAUCCGAGACAAGGAGCCAUCGAUAGAACCUCAAGAUGUCAAACUUGUGCAUGUAACCAAACAGAUUGCCCAGGUCACUUUGGUCAUAUGGAGCUUGCCAAACCUGUCUUUCAUAUUGGAUUCUUAACCAAAACCAUCAAGGUUCUGAGAUGUGUCUGCUUUUUCUGCUCUAAGCUCUUGGUGGAUUCGAACCAUCCGAAGAUCAAGGAGAUCAUCAACAAGACAAAGGGUCAACCCAGGAAGCGCCUGUUGCAUGUCUACAAUGAAUGUAGGAAGAAGAAGAUGUGCGAAGGCGGGGAGGAGAUGGACCAGACCUUUGAUGCUAACCUCACCCAGAGGGAAGGGGAAGAGGUCCCAGAAAAGAAAGUGAGUCAUGGAGGUUGUGGUCGCUACCAGCCUCAGAUCCGCCGCAGCGGUCUAGACCUGACAGCAGAAUGGAAGCAUGUCAACGAAGAUUCCCAAGAAAAGAAGAUCGCCCUGACUGCCGAGCGGGUGCAUGAGAUCUUCAAGCGUAUCUCCGAUGAGGAGUCCAUAGCCCUUGGAAUGGACCCCAAGUACACCCGUCCUGAUUGGAUGAUCAUUACUGUGCUUCCUGUCCCUCCGCUCUGCGUUAGACCUGCCGUUGUCAUGUUUGGAUCAACAAGGAAUCAGGAUGAUCUGACCCACAAGUUGGCCGAUAUCAUGAAGAUUAACAACCAGCUGAAACGAAACGAACAGAAUGGAGCUGCGGCACACAUCAUUGCUGAAGACACAAGGAUGUUACAGUUUCAUGUUGCCACAAUCAUUGACAAUGAACUUCCAGGGUUGCCAAGGGCCAUGCAAAAGUCAGGCAGACCUCUAAAAUCCAUCAAGCAGCGUUUAAAGGCCAAGGAAGGUCGUAUCCGUGGUAACCUGAUGGGUAAGCGUGUCGACUUCUCUGCCCGUGCUGUGAUCACUCCUGAUCCCAACUUGAUGAUUGAUCAGGUUGGUGUACCCAGGACCAUUGCCACCAACCUCACGUAUCCAGAGAUCGUUACGCCAUUCAACAUUGCCAAAUUACAAGAGCUGGUGGCGAGAGGUCACAACCAGUACCCGGGAGCCAAGUAUAUCAUCAGAGACAAUGGAGAAAGGGUAGACCUUCGCUUUCAUCCUAAACCAAGUGAUCUACAUCUUCAGUGUGGAUACAAGGUCGAGAGGCAUUUGCGUGAUGAUGACGUGGUUAUCUUCAACCGUCAACCCACACUUCAUAAAAUGUCUAUGAUGGGUCACAGAGUCAAGGUCUUGACAUGGUCAACCUUCCGUCUCAAUCUCAGUGUAACCACGCCCUACAACGCCGACUUUGACGGAGACGAGAUGAACCUUCACGUUCCUCAGUCCAUGGAGACGAGAGCGGAGGUGACGGAGAUCAUCAUGGUACCUCGUAACAUGAUCACACCCCAGUCCAACAGGCCCGUCAUGGGUAUCGUACAGGACUCCUUGUGUGCCAUCAGGAAGUUUACCAAGAGGGAUGUCUUCAUCGACAAGCCCAAUGUGAUGAACCUUCUGCUCUUCCUGCCUAACUGGGACGGUAAGAUCCCCAAGCCAGCCAUCCUGAAGCCCAAACCACUAUGGACAGGCAAGCAGCUUCUUACACUGGUCAUCCCAGACAAUGUCAAUUGUAUAAGAUUCCACAGCGCUCAUCCCGACGGAGAGAAUGGAGGUCCAUACCAGUGGCUGUCUCCAGGAGACACAAAGGUGUACAUUGUCAAUGGAGAGCUGAUCAGUGGCAUUGUGUGCAAGAAAACUGUUGGUGCAUCAGGAGGAUCACUUGGACAUAUCAUCUUUAUGGAGAGGGGUCAUGAGGUUGCAAAGGAGUUCUACAGUGUUGUUCAGGUUCUCGUGAACAACUGGCUGCUCCUAGAAGGUCACUCUAUCGGUAUUGGUGAUUGUAUUGCCGACGCCACCACCUACGAGGACAUCCAGAACACCAUCCGCAAAGCAAAGCAGGAUGUGAUUGAGGUCAUUGAGAAGGCUCAUAAUGAUGAACUCACCCCCACACCAGGAAACACACUCAGACAGACCUUUGAAAACCAGGUGAACAGGCUGCUGAAUGAAGCUCGUGACAAGACUGGAGGCAGUGCCCAGAAGAGUUUGUCAGAGUUCAACAACUUCAAGACUAUGGUGGUGGCUGGUUCUAAGGGUUCUAAGAUCAAUAUCUCACAGGUUAUCGCCUGUGUGGGUCAGCAGAACGUGGAAGGUAAGCGAAUCCCCUUUGGUUUCCGCCAUCGCACCUUGCCUCAUUUCAUCAAAGAUGACUACGGUCCAGAGAGUAGAGGAUUUGUGGAGAACUCUUACCUUGCCGGACUCACGCCGUCUGAGAUGUUCUUCCACGCCAUGGGAGGACGUGAGGGUCUCAUUGAUACUGCUGUCAAGACUGCUGAAACUGGUUACAUCCAGCGUCGUCUGAUCAAAGCUAUGGAGAGUGUAAUGGUACGCUACGAUGGUACGUGUAGAAACAGCAACGAUCAUCUUGUUCAGCUGAGGUAUGGUGAAGAUGGUCUGGAUGGUACAUCCGUAGAGUUCCAGAACCUGGCUUCACUCAAACCCUCCCACAAGGCAUUUGAGAAGAGGUUCAAAUUCGAUUACAACAAUGAAAGGAUGCUGAGACGAUGUUUCAAUGAGAAGAUUGUAAAGGAUGUGGUUGCCAAUGCCCAUGUCCAUCUAGAGCUUGAGAAGGAGUACGAGCAGCUGAAGGAGGACAGAGAAAUCCUUAGAAAGAUCUUCCCCAAGGGAGAAAGCAAGGUGGCUCUUCCAUGCAACUUGGAUCGUAUGAUCUGGAAUGCACAACAGAUCUUCCAUAUCAACACAAGAUUGCCAUCUGAGCUUCAUCCAAUUCAUGUCAUAGAGGGUAUACGGGAGCUCAAGAAGAAGCUGAUGGUCGUGAAGGGUGAAGAUCGCAUCAGUAGGCAGGCCCAGGAGAAUGCCACCUUCCUCAUCAAUUCUCUCAUCCGCUCAACGCUCUGCUCUACGAGAGUGGCCCAGGAGUACAAGCUCUCUCCGGAGUCCUUUGAAUGGCUCCUGGGAGAAAUAGAGACCAGGUUCAACCAAUCUUUGGCCAUGCCAGGUGAGAUGGUAGGAGCCCUUGCUGCCCAAUCUCUGGGAGAACCUGCCACUCAGAUGACCCUCAACACUUUCCAUUUUGCUGGUGUGUCUGCCAAAAACGUAACCCUCGGUGUGCCACGUCUGAAAGAAAUCAUCAACAUCUCCAAGAAGCCAAAGACUCCAUCCCUGACCUGUUUCUUGCUGGGCAAGGCAGCUAGGGAUGCAGAGAGGGCCAAGGACAUCCUAUGUCGUCUGGAGCACACAACCCUUCGGAAGGUGACGGCCAAUACAGCCAUCUACUACGACCCAGAGCCUCAGAGCACAGUAAUCGCUGAGGACCAAGAUUGGGUGAAUCUCUACUACAUGAUGCCUGACUUUGACACGACACGCAUCUCGCCCUGGUUGUUGAGGGUGGAGCUGGAUCGCAAGAGGAUGACAGAUCGCAAACUUAGCAUGGAACAGAUUGCUGAGAAGAUCAACGCCGGUUUCGGUGACGAUCUGAACUGCAUCUUCAACGACGACAAUGCAGAGAAGCUGGUGCUCAGGAUACGUAUCAUGAAUAGCGAUGAAAACAAGUUCCAAGAUGAGGAGGAACAGGUUGACAAGAUGGAGGAUGAUGUGUUUUUGAGGUGCAUUGAAUCAAACAUGUUGACUGACAUGACACUGCAGGGAAUUGAACAGAUCGCAAAGGUAUACAUGCAUCUGCCUCAGGUUGCUAAUAAGAAGCGCAUCAUCAUAACGGAGGAAGGUGAGUUCAAACACAUAGCAGAAUGGAUCUUAGAAACGGAUGGUACGGCUAUGAUGAAGGUGCUCAGUGACCCAGAAGUCGACCCUGUCAGGACAUUCUCCAAUGAUAUCUGUGAAAUAUUUCAGGUAUUGGGCAUCGAAGCUGUGCGUAAGUCGGUCGAGACUGAGAUGAACCAUGUCAUCUCAUUCGACGGUUCCUAUGUGAACUAUCGUCAUUUGGCUCUGCUUUGUGAUGUCAUGACGGCUAGAGGUCAUCUCAUGGCUAUCACUCGUCAUGGAAUCAACAGACAGGAUGUUGGGGCCCUCAUGAGAUGUUCCUUUGAAGAGACGGUGGACAUCCUGAACGACGCCGCUGCUCACGGUGAGACGGAUUACCUGAAGGGCGUGAGUGAGAAUAUCAUGCUUGGCAAGCUAGCCGGGCUUGGUACUGGUUCGUUUGAUCUGCUGCUUGAUGCAGAGAAGUGUAAACAUGGCAUGGAGAUCCCCAUGGGAAUGGGUGCAGGACUAGUUGGUAUGCCUGGUAUGCUGUUCGGUGCUAUGGGUUCCCCGUCACAGAGUAUGUCACCACAGAUGACACCGUGGAACCAAGGAUCUACCCCAGCCUAUGGUGCAAGCUGGUCACCAAUGGGGAGUGGUAUGACACCAGGAGGACCAGGAUUUAGUCCUGCCAGUUCAGACGUCACUGGGUUCAGUCCGGCUUACAGUCCAGCUUGGUCACCGCAACCUCAAUCCCCAGGCUCUCCAGCAGCCAGUCCUUACAUUCCAUCUCCAGCUGGACCUAUGUCACCAAGCUACUCCCCAGCGUCGCCAUCUUACCUUCCAGCAUCACCGGCAACACCGCAGAGUCCUGGGUAUUCCCCUACAUCUCCAUCAUACUCACCAACUAGUCCCGGUUACUCACCAGCUAGUCCAAGCUACUCGCCGACGAGUCCAAGUUAUUCUCCGACUUCGCCAAGUUACUCCCCAACCUCGCCGAGCUAUAGCCCGACUAGUCCAAGCUAUAGUCCAACGAGUCCAAGCUAUUCGCCAACCUCCCCUAGCUACUCGCCAACGAGCCCAAGCUACAGCCCGACAUCUCCAAGUUACUCUCCAACAAGUCCAAGCUAUAGUCCGACAAGUCCUAGCUACUCGCCGACGAGUCCUUCGUACUCGCCCACAUCACCAAGUUACAGUCCAACGUCGCCUAGCUAUUCUCCAACCAGCCCGUCAUACUCCCCAACAUCUCCAAGUUACAGUCCUACAUCACCUAGCUAUUCGCCAACAAGCCCCAGCUAUUCGCCAACUAGUCCCAGCUACUCCCCGAGUUCUCCCAAGUACUCUCCGACUAGCCCUUCAUACAGCCCAACCUCUCCUAGCUAUUCGCCCCAGUCACCCAGCUAUAGUCCCGGAUCACCAAGCUACUCCCCAUCUAGUCCCAAGUACUCGCCUACCAGUCCCUCGUACAGUCCCACCUCGCCCAGUUACAGCCCGACGUCACCCAACUACAGCCCCACCAGCCCGACAUACUCCCCAGCAAGCCCAAGCUACUCUCCCACGAGUCCCAAGUACUCGCCCUCCAGCCCCAAGUACUCUCCCACCAGCCCAACCUAUUCACCGACAUCCCCAAAAUACAGCCCAGCAUCGCCCACGUACUCCCCUACCAGUCCCAAGUACAGUCCUAGUUCCCCUACCUACUCCCCUACAAGCCCCAAGGGUUCUACCUACUCUCCUACUUCACCCAGCUACUCCCCUACUUCUCCCUCUUAUAGUCCUACUAGCCCAGCUAUGGAUGACGACGAUGAUGAAGAUUAGACUCUACUUAAAUAGGAUGGUCCAACAUCUGCUAUUCAUGUUGCCUUUCGAUGUCAUAGCCUGUGCUUGAAAAUGGACAAUGCCAAUAGGCUUUUGAUGAAUAGUCUUGUUACAGCUGUCAAACUAUUAUAUUCUCUGAUUGUUUUAUAUGCUUAAUAGCAAGGGAUAAAACUUUGCUGUUUUGUAAUUCUUGUUAAAAAUUUCUGCUGUUACAUAAGAUAAUACUGAGAAGAAUUAGUUGAUUUCUUUAGAUGUGUGCUUUUAGGUAUUUUAUGAUCUUGAGAAAUGUUUUUGAAUCAGAAUGAUUAUUGUGUAUUUGAUGGUAUGCAUAUCAUAUUAUAAUGAUCAUGAUUUUUUAAAGAAAAAAUAAAGUAUUAUGCAUAAAAUACAGAGAAAAUACCAAUGCCUGUGUUGUCAACUUGAUCUUUAAAAAAAAAACACCUAAAAUGCCUGUGUUAAUUGAACUUACAUUAAAAAAAAAUUUUUAACUAGUAAAAUAAUCAUAUGUUGCCGGUACUCCAUAACUCUUAGCCAAUGAUUUACUGUGUAAAAUAGGUAUGUCUUACUGUAUAUUUAUUCUGUUUGUACAUUUCAGUCUCUGACUGCAAGUUUAUAUCCUUAGGAAAAAACAAGUUAUAUCCCCGGCUCACCAUGAAUUGUUUGCAUCUAUCAUUUAAGGAUGCUUGAAUAUAAAAAGAGAACAUUGAAAUCUAUUUUAUCCGACAAGUACCAGUUUACACGACAGUUUCCAUAGGAACAGUGCCUCUCAGCCAAUCAGAAUCAAGGAAAGAUGUCAGAUCUGACAACUUGUCGGAUGAAAAUAUUGAUGAAACGCUCAGGUUUGAUUCAAGUGUUCAAAGCACUUGAUGAUGACGACUUACAAAAGAACUUGAUUAUGAAAAGACAAGAAAAGGAUUUAUGAAAACGGAAGAAACGUAAGAUGUACUGUUCGCCUUGCAUAUUUGAUAUAGUUUUUGCUACGCAUUUGUAUUUUGUGGGUUCAUUCAUAGGUGAAAUUAAGUUGACAAAAUUUAGAAGGUUAAUUCACACUUUGUAGGGAAUGCUUUUCCUUGCUGUCAAGCAAAAUCCCUAUUCAGUGAGAGGUAUGACAGGUGUGCAUGCUAUAGAAACCCAGGUUUCAAAGCUAUAAAUCGAGCCUUCAUUGCGUGGCUACUGCAGUAAAUGGCAAUUCAAAAUUUGUAGAUAUGAUUAAUUGAUUGAUUGAUUGCCCAGUAAUUAUUGGAUCAAAGCUAAUUUGUUGAAAAUUUGUAAUUUGUGAAAUGACUACUUUAUAAAGUGAAAAUGGCUGGGUGUUGAAAUUGUCCUUGGCCAUUCUCUAUCAAACCCGAUGUCAGUUUAACGAUUACAUGUCAUUAUGUCUCAAAGUGGAAUUACCAUGGUCUUAUAUUGUAAGAUAUACGAGAGUGAUGCAAGGGUGGUUUAUAAAACUGCUAUGUCAGAUUCAUAAGGACAUAUUGUUUAGUGUAAGAAAGGGUCAUGAGUGCCAUGUGAAGUUGUGUGUGAAGUAAUGCGUAAAAUUACAAACAGCUUAAAGAAGAAGCCACCUGAAUCUAUGACUUACAAUAUGUUCAUUAAAGAUGCCUACCUUUGUAUGUAGCCAUUUUGGGAACAAUUGUUCCAUUGUCAUAAUAUAUGAGGUAUCCUGCCAUGUCUUGUUCUGUUUUAAAUACCAUAUUAUUAUACACAACUAUACAUUUAUGUGCAGCUUUGAAAAGAAGAAUACAAGAAUCUUCUUUGCAUGCACUACUAGCCAAUUAUUUUGCCAAAGAUCUACCGGUACUCAAAUGAAGCCCACAUUUUAUGCUCGCAAAUUUGGCUGAUUCUAAGGUAAAUACUCUGAAGUAAGCCGUGUAAAUGCACUGAACUGACACAGUUGUAUUUUGCAGCUUAUUAGCUUUCCACUUUGGCAUAAUUCAUCAAUUGAUUUUAAUGCUGAUAAGGUCAUUAAUUAUUGUUCAAGUAGAAGAAUAUAUUUUGGUGAAAGCUACAAGUUAUUGUGUGGGUGUAUAGCACUUAAGGCUGACCAAUUCAGUUUUAUUUUAAAACUUGUGUAUUACAUAGAAUGUUUGAGUUUCUAGUAUUGAGAAACAACAUUGAUACAAUAUUCACUUUUUUAUUGACCGUUUUUUGGUGACCAAUAUUUUAACAAAUCAGUUUCAUUUUUAGCAAUUAGCAUGAGUUUUGAUAAUUUGAAUUAUUCAACAUAUUUUUUGCCCGUUUUCCAUCCUUUGUUAUUGAGAGAUAUUUAAUUGAACAGAGCUCUCAACUUUCAAUAAGUGGGAAACUCUUCAUUUAAAUGCACAUUUAAACACUACUUGGCAUCAUGAUACUAAAAGCACACACUUAAUUCCAUCUUUCUGCUUUAUUUUUUUAGUAUUUCUUGUAACAGAAUAUGAAAGAAAUUAUAUAAAUGUCUGUGUACAUACUUUAUUUCUAUGAUAAAUGUUCCAGUACAGGAAUAACAAUUUUCAUAAAGAAUUGUACAGAAGCAGCAAGCUAUGGUCAGUUGCAUUAUUUUCAUGUAAUGAAUAAACUAAAGGUAAUUUGUAAAUCUUGAAA